Molecule: messenger RNA, 1129 nt
Organism: Ictalurus punctatus (channel catfish)
Lineage: Eukaryota; Metazoa; Chordata; Actinopteri; Siluriformes; Ictaluridae
Product: urocortin-3
Exons: 2
Coding region: 281-655 (124 amino acids)
Biological process (GO): adenylate cyclase-activating G protein-coupled receptor signaling pathway; cellular response to nutrient levels; digestion
Cellular component (GO): extracellular region
Molecular function (GO): corticotropin-releasing hormone receptor 2 binding; hormone activity
Source: RefSeq, a predicted model, not a curated record
GAAUAAGGGUGGGAGAGGGGGUGACUGGCAAAGGGAGAAGAACUCCACAUGAAGAUUUGUCAUUUUGUGGUAGAGGUCUGGCUUUAGCGAGCUGUUCAGAGAAGCAGAAGAAGGUGACCAGCACUGAAAGAAAGCUUAGGAAAAGAAGAGUGAAGUAAAGGUGGUAGAAGUGAGAGAAACAGUCCCUAUAUAACUUCAUACAAAAAAAAAAAAAACAGAAAGGCAAAAGUUUACAACGCACUGCAACAAUUCAGGUGUGUGUGGUUUGGCUCUGGUGACCAUGCGUACAACAUUGAUGGGUUUCUAUCUGCUGCUCCUGCUCCUUCUGCCCUACACUUCUCUCAGUCAGAGACAGAGCUACAACGCAGUAACAGAUGAGAACGACGAGGAGCGCGAUAAGAUGUUUGUUGAUGUCCUGAGUCGCUUUGGAAUUGAAAGCACUCAACUCUCACCAAAACAGCGCCUUGAGCCACGGGGAGUGCGCACCACGAGUCCUAUGUCAUCAAACCCUAAACGAGCAAUGCAGGGCUCACGUUUUGCGCUCUCCCUUGAUGUACCCACUACCAUUUUAAGUGUCCUGAUAGACAUGGCCAAAGAGCAUGACAUGCGGGCCAAGGCUGCAGCCAACGCCGCGCUCAUGGCACGCAUUGGUUAAAGGAAAUAGACAAAUAGAUGUUGUACUUGUGGACUUGACUCACAGACUAGCAGCAAAGCAAGAGAUAUGAAGUAACCAGGUGAUAUGUUAUAAAACGAACUGUACUGAACCUGCACCUGGCAACUUUGUGGAAACUUAAAUGAAAAAGAAAAAAAAAAGAAACUCUAGAAACGUGUUUGUCUAAUCAGCCAAGUCAGAACAGUGUGUUUGUCUGAAUAGUGUAACAGCCAAAGAGAGGACACCAGCAGAAUAAAAAUGGAGGCAGGCUAUUUAGAUCUCUUUGUUUGUUAUGUGUAUACUUGUAUAAUAAAUUGUGCUAAUUUGGCUCUGUUUGUGUCUACUUGUUGUUAUGUUGCUCAUGUAGCUCAUGUCAUACUCAUGGAAUUAAUUACAGAGAUGAUGCAUGGAGAAGAUUGAAUUGUUGAGAUGGGUGGUGAUGUGUGACAGAUAAGAGAACAAUGGAGGAACGGAUAU